This is a messenger RNA of Pectinophora gossypiella (pink bollworm), 2154 nucleotides long. RefSeq names its product monocarboxylate transporter 9-like. The record is from RefSeq and is a predicted model, not a curated record. The transcript has 9 exons. The coding region runs from base 286 to 1848 and encodes 520 amino acids. Gene Ontology annotation, molecular function: monocarboxylic acid transmembrane transporter activity. Gene Ontology annotation, biological process: transmembrane transport; monocarboxylic acid transport. Lineage: Eukaryota; Metazoa; Arthropoda; Insecta; Lepidoptera; Gelechiidae.
CUCGUCCAUUGAUGGUUGCGCAUUGGUAGUGAACGGACGUUUGAACGCGAAUGACUAAAUAACAUUGUUAAAUCAGUGCCGCUAUUGUGAAAAAAACUUUAGUAUUUCUUAAGAAUAUUUUCAUCAAACAAAUGUGCAUAUUUGCAAAUAGGUGUGUCCAUGCCAAGUUAAAAAUACCUUGGUAAUAUUAUACUAUGGUAAUGAUAGAACGCGGCCAGAGAUAUAUUCAAAAAAAAAAUAAUAUGAUUAGUUAGUUGUUGGUAGUUGUAACAAUAUUGGGACAAGAUGACAACUGAAAAGAAUAUAUUAGCGGCACCCAAGGUCCAGAAAAGGGUGAAGUUGGUGCCGCCUGAUGGGGGAUGGGGUUGGAUGGUGCUGGCUGGCACGGCACUAUCAAAUAUAUUCAACCAAUCUAUGCUCUCGCUCUUCAGUUUACUGUACGGAGAUACAUUAGAAGCUAUGGGCCACAAUACUCAAGGUGCGGCCCUGGUGUUGAGUACUAUGUUGUUUGUCACGAAUUUCGGGGGUCCCAUAGCGGGGGCAAUAAUCAAAUUGACCUCGUCACGAUUUGUGGCUGUCGUUGGAGCCUGCUCCUGCACUGCGGGGAUAUUUUUCAGCGGAUUCGCAACUAAUAUCUGGCAUUUGGUAUUAACCUACGGGCUCUUACUCGGAUUGGGUUUGGGUUUUAUACAGAACUCGUCAUUUGUGGCCAUAAACAGUUACUUCAAGGCGCGAAAGAGCCAGGCAGUGGGGCUAGCGAACGCGGGCACAGGUGUGGGACAGACCCUAAUGCCUCAUUUAGUGAGGUACCUUCUGGAAGGUUACGGGUUCCGAGGAGCAUGCCUGAUGCUGUCUGGACUUAGCUUACACGGGAUUGCUGGAACACUAUUGAUUCAACCCGUGGAGUGGCAUAUGAAGAAAGUAGAAGAAGAAGUACCUGUAGAUGAAACAUUACACUUAUUAGAAAAUAAACAUAAAGACAUAGUUAUAAGAAAAAACUCUUAUGUCAAUAGUAAUGGCACAUAUAAGGGUACCAGACGAGCCACAGAACCUAAUGUUAUAGAGAAAAAUGGUAAAGAAUGGGCUGAUAAGAAAUCUCUUAGUCUCUCUAAACUCUCUACAAAAGCCAUUAAGGCAGAAAACGGAGUUAAUGGAAACAACAACAACGUAUCAGUGGACGCUCCAAAGAAAAGUUUGUUGAAGAAAAUAUACGAUUUAUUCGAUAUAUCUCUCUUAUCCAGUCCUCGGUUUAUAAACAUAAUUCUAGGUACCGCCAUAGCCACGACGUCUAUACAGAACUUCAGUAUGCUUUUCCCAUUCUUCUUACAGAAAGUAGCAAACAUGGACAAGCAACAGACUGCAACGUGUAUGUCCGCGGUGGCAGGAGCAGAUAUCGCCGGUCGACUUAUCUUACCGAUAUUCCAAGAUAAGUACAGGAUUAAAGCGAGGUGGAUGCUCAUCAUGACGUGUGUUUGGCUCAUUGUUACCAGGCAAAUUAUGGCGUAUCAAUCAGGCUUAACGACAUUGAUCGUUAUGUCUGCUCUAUACGGAUUUGGCAGGAGUAUGGUCAUCGUUGCCAGAAAUCUUGCCAUAUCUGAGAAUUGCAAGGUGGAACAAGUCCCUGCUGCCGUUGGUCUUGGAAUGUUAACAAUGGGUAUCAUUGUGCCUCCAGCAGGGUACUUCCUCGGAUGGAUCAGGGACUAUACAGGGAGUUACGUAAUCUGUAUAACAGCCCAGAACUUCUUGCUAGUCAUAUUGUUAGUAACGUGGCUACCAGACAUGCUACUCUUAUAUAUUCAAGAAAGAAAAGAAAGGAUGAUAGAAACUCAAGAAUUGCAACUAUCGUAGCACGUGUUGAAAAGAGAUAGCAGGAGAUUAUUUAAGACAGUCUGACGCUUUCUGUUGGAGAGAGAGCGAAGACUCUCUGUCAGUAAAUAUAGGAGUUCUAAGAAAGGCUGUGAAAUCAUACUUGAAAAAGUGCAAAUACUUAACAGGCAUUUAUAAAUUGUGAGGAGUGAGUCAAAUAUUGUAAAUAAUAUUACGAUCAUGUCAAUUAUCUAUUACAUAGUGUAACUAAAGUAAUUAGUGUUUAUAAAUAAGUUAAUGUCGAUACAAUGCUUUACGUCUAGUCUUAAUAAAUUAAUUAUUUACGUU